AUGCAAAUAGUAUGGAUCGAUAGAUUUGGACCACCAAUACCAACUGCCGAAAAAGAAGAUGAUCUUAUCGAAGAAGAUGAAGAAGCAUCUAUUUUUCUCGGCAACUCAGCCUGUGAUGAUGAUGAUAAUAAAUUUGGUUAUAAUAAUGGAAAUGAAUUUUUUGAUUAUGGUGUUCAACAUGAUGGUAAUUAUUAUAAUCAUAAUGAAUAUAGUGAUGAUAGCGCAAAUGGCCUUCAUUGUAAUAAUACUAAUGAAUUUGGUUAUGAUAAUCAAAAUCAAAAUACUUUUAGUAAUAAUAAUAAUCAAAAUCAAAAUGAAUUUGAUUUCAAUGAAAAUGAAAAUACAGAUCAUCUUCACCAUGAAUGGAAUAUUGUCAACGAAAAAGAAGGUUUAGUUGAUGCUGAUUCACAUAGCAAUGAUAUUGAAUGGGUUAUUAUUGAUUGA
Adineta steineri is the source of this 444-nucleotide messenger RNA. NCBI's taxonomy places the organism in Eukaryota, Metazoa, Rotifera, Eurotatoria, Adinetida, Adinetidae. The record is from the annotation of a GenBank genome assembly.